Molecule: messenger RNA, 2535 nt
Organism: Stegodyphus dumicola
Lineage: Eukaryota; Metazoa; Arthropoda; Arachnida; Araneae; Eresidae
Source: RefSeq, a predicted model, not a curated record
AUGAUCGAUGAGAUAGAGAGCAAGACGAAAGUUGUCCCAGUAUUAGGAUUAGUAUGGGAUUUAGAAAAAGAUAGUUUGAGUUGCAAGAUCGAAGAAACAUUUAACUUGAGGGAACCUAUUACCAAAAGAAAAGUUUUGUCAAUUACCCAGAAAAUUUUUGAUCCCAUUGGCUUUACUGCACCGAUAACUGUAAUUCCUAAGCUAAUUUUGCAAGAAACAUGGAACCAGAAGAUUAAGUGGGAUGAAGAUCUUCCUCUUCCCCUAAGUGAGCAGUUUGGGACUUGGUUGAACCAAUUGCCUCUGCUAUCUCAGAUUGAAAUUCCUCGUUGGUUAAAUAUUGAUUACGAAAACGAAGAUACCGUAGUGCUCCACGUUUUUUCGGAUGCUAGUAAAAGAGCCUAUGCCACAUGUGCAUUUUUAAGAGCUGAAACCAUCGAAGGUGUAAAGGUUCAGUUAGUAAGCGCGAGAAGUCGAAUAGCCCCUAUUAAGGAACUUACGAUUCCACGGCUUGAACUUCUUUCCUGUCUGAUAGGUGCCAGGCUUGCCAAAACAAUUCUAUCAGAUUUGAAACUUAAGAAUUGUAGAACAGUGUUCUGGAGUGAUUCUUCUACAGCUUUGGGGUGGAUAAGAAGGGAUCAAGCAUGGGGUACGUUUGUUCACAAUCGAGUACAAGAAAUAAGAUCGCUUACCAGAAUAUCUGACUGGAGGCAUGUACCUGGAAGUUUAAACCCAGCGGAUCUCCCAUCGAGAGGAUGUACUAUUGAGCAAUUACAGAAAUCGGCAUGGUGGGAGGGCCCAUCGUGGCUUUACUUACCAGAAGACGAGUGGCCCCAUGUAGAAGAAAAGCCUGAUGAAGAACUUAUAAACAAGGAAAAAAGGAAAACGAUUCUGACUCUUCUAGAUCAUGGAGACAAUUUGGACCGGUACUACAAAUACUUCUCUUCAUAUAGAAAAACCGUGAGAAUGAUCGCUUGGAUUUUCAGGUUUUAUCACAAUUUAAAGAACAAAGAUAAAAACCUCACUCCUGAUGUCUCAGUUGAUGAAUUGGAGAAUGCUGAAAAGGCACUUUGUAGAUUGGUACAGAAAGAAUCAUUUACAGGCAUAAACGAUCCCGCCAUUCGUGCGCUGAGACCAAUCGUAGACCAAAAUGGAAUUUUAAGAGCCAAAACGAACGUCCUACAGCGUCAAGAUAAUGAAAAUUUCCGAUAUCCUAUCAUUUUACCUUCAAAACAUAUUCUUGUUGAGAGACUAAUUUACGAGAAACAUCUAGAACUCCAGCAUGCUGGUGUCAGCACUUUAAUGACAAAUCUUAGAGAAAACUUUUGGAUAUUAAAAUCCAGAAAAAGUAUUCGAAAUAUUAUCAGAAAAUGUGUAAGAUGUAAAAGAUUUGUUUCACAAAGAGUGGAAGUCGAGCCAGGAUUUCCACCCGAAGAUCGAGUCAGAGAAGGGGCGACUUUUGAAGUCGUCGGUGUAGAUCUAGCGGGUCCUCUCUAUCUCCGUGAGGGGUCUAAAGCGUGGAUAGUCUUGUAUACAUGUGCCAUUUAUAGAGCCAUUCACCUCGAACUAGUUACUUCUCUAUCUACAGAAACUUUCAUCCAAUCUUUACGUAGAUUCAUUGCCAGAAGAGGUAGACCUUAUGUGAUAUAUUCCGACAACGGAACUAAUUUUGUAGGGACUAACAGUGUUCUUAAGAAAGUUAAUUGGAACGCCAUAUGUUCAGCUGCUUCUAUCCAAAGGAUACGAUGGAAGUUCAACCCUCCGACCGCCGCCUGGUGGGGAGGUUGGUGGGAGAGGCUUCUGCGAAUGGUGAAAGAAAAUUUAAGAAGAGUCUUAGGUCGAACGUCCUUAAAUUAUGAAGAAUUAUAUACUGUAUUAUGUGACUGUGAACAAGUGAUUAAUUCGCGACCUAUCACAUACGUAUCAGAGGAUAAUCAAGAUCCAUCACCACUGAUCCCUAUGAUGUUUCUGCAAGAAUUGCCGUCAUCAGGAGUUCCUGAUAUGGACUACGUAGAUUCCAAAGAACUAAACCGUCGAGCCAAAUACCGACAGAGAAUAAGACAUGAUCUACGAAACAGAUUUCGUAAUGAAUAUCUUGGUCAGUUGAGACAACAGGCAAUAAAGAAGGGAAAAUUUCAACAGUUGCAAGUAGGCGAUGUCGUUCUAUUGGAAGACAGCCAGAGACGACGCAUACAUUGGCCUUUAGCCAAGAUAGUCGAGCUUUUCCCCAGUAAAGACGGAAUAGUUAGACUAGCGAGGGUCAAGACAAGAAAUGGAAUUCUGCUUCGUCCAGUGCCCCGGCUUUUCCCGUUGGAGAUCUCUACUUCCGAAUCCGUUGGCCCUCCGUUCCCCGACAGAGCACCUCGAGAUAGAAACGACCAUGCAACUGGUCAGGCUGAUCAGGCUGCUAGUAUUCCAGAACCUGCCUCAAGUCCUCGAGUGAUGACCAGAGCUGGACGAGUUGUUCGGCCUCCUCAUCGACUGGACCUGUGUGUAUUGAGUUCCUCCGCAUCGUCGGAUCUCAAUGGUGGGAGGUGA